AUGGUUGAAGUAUUUUUUGAAGUUCCUACGGGAAAAGAAAAAUCGGAUAAGAAUAGCUGUAUAGAGUUAUUUUUUGAUAUUCAAGAUGGCAUUAAAAAUAAAAUUCGCGAAUUAGAGAAAACACAGGGAAAAAAUGACAUUGACAAGAAAUGUCAAGAGAUAGAUAAAUAUUUACAAGAACAAAAGGAUAGUCACAAUGAAUGUUAUCAAGAUUCAAUCAAAAGCUUUGUCACAUAUAUUGACCAAGAAACGCGCAACAUAUUAUCAAAAUAUAGCAAAUAUUCUCAAUAUUGUAAGUGUUUGACAUCUACGAUUGAAGAAUGUACUAAACCAAAUGUUGAAACGGAGGAAUUAGGAAAAGAAAAUGGAAAUCCUGUAUCAGAAAGAUUAACUGUCGAAAAUUCCAAUCAAACAGCAUCAAUUUGCAAUGGUAAACCAUGUAUAAUCAGAUAUUCAGAAAAUCAAGAGUUACCCGUCACAAAUCACACAAGCAGCCAUGAACAUUCAACAGACAGUGCAAAAAUUACAUCAAAACCCUCAGAAGGUAUAAACGUAAUGGUUAAUCCUCCUUCUGCUGUGUCUUCUGCUUGUGAAGUUUAUAGGGAUUAUUCUGAUACAAGUAAAGGAACAGGCUGUCCUUCGAAAGACAUGUCAUCUUCAGGCCAUUCCACAAGUGAAGGAAGUGAAGCUCAUCCAACUAUUCCAUCUUCAGUAAGUGAUUCUGUUAACAAAUAUAAUUCCACAUAUAUCUCUCAAGAAUAUGUAGCAGGAUUGAUAAAUAUUAAUAGUAAAACUCAUAAUAGUGAAAAUACGCAAUGUGAGGUUACUAAUGAUCAACAUACAACUGAUGGAAGUGAAUACACUGUUAUUAUUAAGCUUCGUGAUUGUAAAAGUGAAAAUAUUACAUAUACUAUUUUAGAAAAUUCCAAUAAUAAAAGUCUUCACCCCUGUAAUAAUACCAACUGCGGAGAAUCACACUUACAUAUCAACGAAGAUGGAAGUAAUAAUCCUAACAGAGAAGACCAGCAGAACAAUGCAAUUACCAGGAAUAGUUUAGGUAAAGGUUUAAAUUCAGGCAACGGAAUUGUAAGUAGUGGAGAUUCAGUGUUGGAAGAAACUGAUACAAUACCAGAAAAACCUCCCCUAAAAAUGUACAUUACAAUUAUUGCAAUGAUAUUAGGAGGAAUAUUUUUAUUUGCCUUUCUUUUAUAA
Plasmodium cynomolgi strain B is the source of this 1212-nucleotide messenger RNA. RefSeq lists its product as hypothetical. The transcript has a single exon. The record is from RefSeq and is a predicted model, not a curated record. Bases 1 to 1212 code for a protein of 403 amino acids. NCBI's taxonomy places the organism in Eukaryota, Apicomplexa, Aconoidasida, Haemosporida, Plasmodiidae.